AUGGCUAAUUCGGAUACAGUUCACCGAUCAUCGGAUGACAGUUCGGCUUAUGACGACUGUUUGGAUCAACAAAGGAAAUUCCGAGAAGAUACAGAAGGCAUCAUUCAAACACAAGAUUUAUUAUGUCAAAAACUGAAAUCAUUAAUCUCACAACUAUCUGCUGACGUGAUAUUCGAUUUAAUCAAAGAGUUGCAUGAAUUCAAAGUUAAAUCCGAUCAGAUCGAACAGACAGCAACGGCAGUGCAACACCAGUUACAACACCUAAUCAAUGAUGACACACAAGAUUUGAAAGGGCAACUGAUGGCCAUAUCAAAUGCUUUCAAUCCGGAAUUGAAUGAUCAUUUAGAGAACGAUAUCGAACAUUUAAAAGAAGACGUUGAGCAAUUAAAACUCUUGUUCGAAGAAAUCAAACAUCAUAGCCGUCGAAGACGACAAUCACACUCACAACCAUCGACACGUACUAUGGAUUCACUACAGUCGACUGGACAAAAUUGCUUACUAUCCCUUGCAGGCCUUCCGAAAGAAAGCAUUACGCCACAAACGACUGCUCACACAACGUUAUCUAAUUUACUCGUCAGACAAAUCAGUCCGUCGAUUAUCGAUCUAAACGAGAAUGAUUUUGAUAUUAGUGAAGAACGUCCGGAGGAGAAAGUGAUUGAAAUUAAUAGUUCUGAACAAGCACCAAAAAUUAGCCAUAAAAUUCGUCUUUCGAAUAAUAUUGUUAAAUGGCUACGCGGUCCAUUGAAAUUCGCAGUAGACGGUACAUUUUAUGUCGUUGAUCUAUUUGCACGAAACACGCAUAUUAGUGAAAGUGUUGUUAAAGCAGUGAAACAAGGCGCUGCGAAACAAAAUCAAUUCACAUCAACAGAACACCCGAGCGAUGAAUUAUUCAGAUCACCCUUCAUUGAAAUUACACCUGACUGGAAAUAUGCUGGUGCGAAUGAUGAUCAAGGUUAUAGUAGUGAUUCCUUUUGGAUAAAAGAUCCACAAAAUCAACGACUUCUGGUGAAAAUACAAGAUCAUGCUCUGUGUGCUGUCAAUGAAUGGUUAGCUUAUGUCUUGGGAAAACUACUCGGUUUACCUAUAAAUGAAGUGCAGAUUGCAAUCUAUGAAGAUAAACUUGUAAGUCUACACAAAGAUGUUGCCGAAGAAGACGAACAAACACUGACUUAUAUGGAUUUACCAAAGAAAAUCCAGCAGAUUGUUAUUACUGAUCCAUUAUUAGAGGGCAUGGAUCUAUUCGAUCACAUUAUACAAAAUGUUGAUCGAAAUCCACGAAAUAUUCUGAUCACCAUACCAAAAGAUACUUCGGUCGAAGAGGAAAAUGUGAAAUUAAAAAUACAUCUCAUCGACCAUUCUCCAUGCUUUGGAAUGGGCAAACUCAAUGGUCUCAGUGUUUUCGCUAACAAAUUCCAUAGUCAACAUCUAGCAGUGGUCAAAUUCGAUCCAAUUGGUCAAGCGAAGAAGUUUGAACAAUAUCUAUGCAAAUUACCUAUAGAAGAUCGUGCGUUGAUUGCAAAAACGCUAAAUCGUUUUGCAUCUGUUACUGACGAACAAAUCGAUUGGUUGAUAACCGAAGUGCAAGAUUUAUUAUCAACUAGUCAAUACAAUCGUAUUCACAGUGUUUUAUAUCGACAACGUGAUAUUGCAAGACGCUAUAUAAAACAAUGGGGGAUUGAACCUCGAUCUACAAGUAUUCGCCCACAAAAAACAGAAGAAGAAGAAGAAGAAGAGGAGGAUACUCGUCUCUAA
Messenger RNA from Adineta ricciae, 1752 nucleotides. The record is from the annotation of a GenBank genome assembly. Lineage: Eukaryota; Metazoa; Rotifera; Eurotatoria; Adinetida; Adinetidae.